AUGAGCGAUACACCUACGCAAGUCGCCAGGCAUGCGCGCCAUGCCCAUUCCCAUACUACUUCCACUUCGCCGCCCCCGAGAAACAGAAUUUCCGAUGAUAUACUUACCAAUCUCGGCCCGCGUAAUGUCGUCGAUGCCCUUAAUACCGCCACCGGCGCCCUGAGGGCGUCGCUCGACAAAUUUUCCACUUCCGAUCGAGAGUUUACAAUGCGAACCGCCCUUGCGUCGCAUGCCAUCUGGGUAUGGCUCGAGGAGCUACAAUCUUGGCCAUGGCCAUCCGGGUCAGGCUCUUCCGGUUUCGAGAUGCCCAGUGAGGAGGAGCUUAAAAGAAAAACGAUGCAGCUCUCCGUACCCGAGGAGGGAGAUGACCAAUGGAUGGGGAGUUUGCUAGCUCGAGACGUAGCAACGUACGACCGAAGAGUCGCUGAUAUUCAACGUGAUUUGUCCGAUCUCGGUAUCGAGGAUAUCAAAACACACAUUCGAAUGAAUCACAUCGAUCUAAUGUCCCGGCCGGGCACUCCGCUCAACGAAUUCAACGCAGCUGGCCAACUCUCACGUUCAAGCUACAAUCGUAUGGAAGACCACACAGCGGUCAUCAUGACGAUUGUCAUGAAUGCGCUGCCUGUUUUAAACAACCUGAGACGCUUAUUGCAGACCUGGGACUUGCGCCUUUGCGCCUUACGCCGCGUACCAACCCUACUACUUGCCUUGGAGGACGCUGAAGUCGCUCUGCAAUCCGCUUUCAAGGCCAUUUCUCUACAUACAAGAGAUACACCGCAAAAAGACAACGCUUCCCCACAAGAUUCAACACUUACAAGAGAGACUUUCGACGUCAUGAAGAAGCAUAUCGAGCAAUUGAUUGCACGUCCGGGUCGAUCUCUUGAUUACAUGCUCGACUGCUUAGAAGGUCUACCCGAUACUUUACCCGGGGACUGGCUGGACCGUAUGGAAGCUGUCGAGUCGAGUUAUAGCGAUUGGGUUGUUGUAUGCGAACAGAAGAUCCGAGAAACUGAGCGGAAUACCCCUGCACAAACAGACCCACCACCACAAUCCACAGAACCUCCACGAUCACCGUCACCAGUCAAACAAGAUGCAGAAGCUAAGGGGCCUGCUGUACUUAGUGAAAGUCUGGCCGCCGACGAAUCCUACAGCGAUGACGACACCCCUAUCAACACCAGCAUGGGCGUUGUGCCGAUCCCAUUGCUUCUACCACCUAAGAUAAUUGGGAGCGAAUCAUCUGACGACGUCAACAUGUCUGUGGAACCCGUAAAGUCGAGAGUUCCUUCUGGGUUGUCUGAGGCCGACACUAUCAUACCUGGAUGGCACAAGAGAGAUAGUUCAUCAGAGAGUGAGCCUGAGAGUCCCCCAUCAUUUCUCCCUAUUCAAGAGGUCGACGAGACCUUCGAGGAAGAAAAUGAUACCUUUGAUGGGACAAGAGACGUCAUGCCUGGUACUCCUAAAGCACCAAGACAGAGUAUCGAGGAGGACCUCAUCUCCCCAACAGACUUGACUCGUACCCCUGAGACACCUGAUUAUAGCUAUAGCUUCUCGCACGAUUAUGACCGAGAAAUUUCUCCCGAACUGCCACCUCUUCGCCCUCUGCCUCUACCCCGACCAAGAAUGGACCCAUCUCGACAGCUUGCCGUCCGUUCAUCAAGCAUGAAUUUCGCAACCUUGUCUAGCGACCCCCCAGAGGUAUCUGGCUCUCCUGAUCUGCCUAGAAACCGAAUCCGUGAAGCCGAGUACUUCCAAGCAAGCCCGCCGAGCUCUCCACCUCUGGACUCAAGGGAGCUCUUGCCAGCACCUCUCGGCAGCCCUUUCCGAGGACCGGACCGUACUGUUCAUGACCUCGACAUGUCACCCAUGCAAAUGCAACAAAUAGAAGAAUCUUUCGAAGAUGAGUUUGAUGACUCUUUCUCAAUCUCAGAAUAUCCUACUCCCUUUGAACACCGACCUAGUGCUGGUGAUCAGCAUCUACAACAGCAAAUCAGUGACAUUAUCAAUUCUAUACCCGCAAAGAUCAAGUUGUCUACCGAAUCUAAGGUCAACCUUAACCCCCCGGACUUGCAGUUGCCGCGUGUGAGGAAGAGGCCCUCUAUCGAGCCAUUCCGAAGAAGCACAUCAGGCCUCUCCUCUACCUCUAGGGCGGGUACGCCUUCAUUUACUCUUUCACCAGUAAAGAACACCAGGGUACGGAACCGCGGACACUCUGAGAUUAAGGUCUACCACCUGUCUAGAUCGACUGGUGAAGCCCCCAUCAAACUCUUCAUUCGCUGUGUUGGCGAGCAAGGAGAGCGAGUUAUGGUUCGCGUGGGUGGUGGUUGGGCCGACCUUGGUGAAUACCUCAAAGAGUAUGCAAGCCAUCACAAACGACGAUCUGCUGCAACCAAUGCCAAGGUGGAGGUUCUUCCAGAAUCACCUAACUCACGAAGAACAAACGUUGGCUCGAGCCCUGGAGGUCGACCCCAAUCUGCUGUGGAAACGUCUCCCAUGUCACCUCUAUCCGUCCGUAAGACGCGCCGGAGUGUUGGUGCCAUGGGCAGCGAGGCACCACAGCUGAGUUUCGGAACGCCCGGGGAAGAAGGCCCCUCAGAAGUCUUUGGCCGCUCGAGAUCGAACUCUCACCUCAGCUGGAAAGAGGAUGAUAGUUCUUUCCUUGGACUUGCCGGACCUACCGGCAAGAAGGUUGAGAUGAGCGAGGAGAACAAGGCAUGGGUCGCAAGCGUUAAGGAAAAGGUCAGAAUCGCUAGUGUCGGUGAACGAAGAGCAUCAUCGACGACCGGUCAGUUUGGAGAACUUGGCAAGGUCGGUGGUACGAAACGACUAUUCCUUAAGUCUGAAGACCGUCGAGAAUCGAAGGGAGGCCGAGAGUCGAGAGGAGGUCGCGAAUCGCGAGGAAGUGUCAGAUGA
Messenger RNA from Fusarium pseudograminearum CS3096, 2910 nucleotides. RefSeq lists its product as uncharacterized. The record is from RefSeq and is a predicted model, not a curated record. The transcript has a single exon. Gene Ontology annotation, molecular function: microtubule binding. Lineage: Eukaryota; Fungi; Ascomycota; Sordariomycetes; Hypocreales; Nectriaceae. The coding region runs from base 1 to 2910 and encodes 969 amino acids.